Molecule: messenger RNA, 1563 nt
Organism: Pyrenophora tritici-repentis Pt-1C-BFP
Lineage: Eukaryota; Fungi; Ascomycota; Dothideomycetes; Pleosporales; Pleosporaceae
Product: TAP domain protein
Source: RefSeq, a predicted model, not a curated record
AUGUUCGCUCUCAACACAUUGUCAGCAAUUUUUGUGGCCUUUGCGCUUGUCUCAUUGUCUUUCCAGGCGCCAAUAAGCAAUGGAACCAUGAUAGAAGACUUCAGUCAGAUCACGCCGAGCGCGAACCUCAAGUGGCAGCCCUGUUUCGAAAACUUCACUUGUACCCGGCUGCAGGUUCCUCUAGACUAUGCGGAUGCCGGCGCAGGAACAACCGUCGUCGAUUUCAUAAAGCACGCCGCGCCAAGUCCUUUUGCAGGAACCCGCGACAUACUAUUCAACCCAGGAGGCCCCGGUGCAAGUGGAGUUUCUGAGGUCCUUUCUGACAUCGAUACAUUGCGUUUCUUCCUGGGAGACGCUCAUAACAUCGUGAGCUUUGAUCCCCGAGGAACAGGCAAUAGUAGCUCGGAAAUUGAUUGCUUCCAAGGUGAUGAGGAUGCCAGAAACGAGUUCGAUGCAGUAUAUAUCCCUGUCGUCGACUCAGAGUCUCCGAAAUCAGAAGCUGAGGUGUGGGCAUUGGCUGGCGCAUAUGGCGAUUGGUGCACAGAAUCGCAUCAACAUGACAUUGCUCGGUUUGUCAGUACAUCAGCGGUCGCUCAAGACAUGCUCCGAUACGUCGAUCUCUCACAGGAAUACUCAGAUGGAAAACUCUGGUACUGGGGCGUCAGCUAUGGAACAGUCAUCGGCGGCGUGUUUGCUUCUCUCUAUCCCGAUCGAGUUGGGCGAUUGAUCCUGGACGGCCAAGUCGAUCUCGCGGACUGGUACGCAGGCACACUGAAGAGCAACAUUGUCGAUCAAGACAAGAUUGUUGAGAAGUUCUUCCAGUACUGCUACAAAGCUGGUCCAGAAAAUUGUUCCUUCUACGCAGACUCUCCGGAGAGGAUUGAACAGCGCCUUAGCGACCUCAUCGAAACUAUCCGACGAGAGCCCAUAGGUGUCACUGACCGUUCCGCGGUAAACAGACCAAUUAUCAUCACAUACGAGGUCCUAAGAUUUGCACUGCUUAGUGCGAUGUACCGACCAAUAUCACAGUGGCCUGGUAUCGCGCAAAAUUUGUUAGAAUUGGAGAUGCGUAACGGAGUUUCGACGUCUUAUCUAGCCGACGCUUUCCAUGGUCCGUUCGAAGGAGGAACGGUCUUGUGCGCUGAUGCAGGUGGUCGAUACAACCUCUCCACGCCAGAACUCUUCUCGCAGCACGUGAAACUGAUGAAGUCUUUGAGCAACUGGACGGGCGAGGCGUGGCUUCAUCCAGUCGAGUGUCGGAAUAUGCACAUCACUCCUCCACCAAGCCAGCAGUUCAACUUCCCAACAACUGAGACUAAUACCACAGAUUAUCCAAUUCUUUUUGUAUCCAACACACUCGAUCCGAUAACGCCGCUGUCGGGUGCACGUCGGAUGCAGGCGCACUUUUCUAGCUCCUCCCUUUUGGUCGUGGAUGCGAUGGGGCAUUCAUCGCUGAGUGCUCUUUCAAAUUGUACAGCGCAGUACGCCCAAGAUUAUCUUGGUGGAACGCUACCGCCAGUAGGUACGAUAUGCCAGCCGAAUGAACUUCCCUUUGAAGAUUGA